This is a messenger RNA of Echinococcus granulosus, 159 nucleotides long. RefSeq lists its product as hypothetical. The coding region runs from base 1 to 159 and encodes 52 amino acids. Lineage: Eukaryota; Metazoa; Platyhelminthes; Cestoda; Cyclophyllidea; Taeniidae. The record is from RefSeq and is a predicted model, not a curated record. The transcript is spliced from 2 exons.
AUGGUAGCUUUCAAGUACCCGACGCUACACAUCCACCAUAUGGACGGUCUGGCCCAAAUUGAAAUCAACGUUCCCGGCCGACUGCCGCCGACUGAUAAAAGACUACACAUAGAAGGGUGCCCCAUCUCGGCGGCAGUCAGUAUUGUGGAUUUUGUUUAA